AUGUCUUCCAAGACGGAACGUUUAUUCUUCGAAAGCCUUCAGCAUAAGGCUCUCGAAUGUCUGGAUACGUUUCCAAGUAAAGUAGUCGAGUUAAAUGAAAUCAUUGAAGAAUAUAUGCCGGAAUCAGCGAGGAAUAACGUCAACGUAAACACUAACGUAAUUUAUCCUCGAACGAGAUCAGUAUCAACGUUAUCAAGUAUAAGAGAUUGUAAGACGAUAAUUAUCGAUUUCGAUGAUAAUCAUUGAACAAAUAUUAGUUACAUUUCUCAAAAUAAUUUCUUAAUUACAGUUGCAACUUAUUAUUCUCUAUCGAUGUGCGAUCGUAAUCGCACGAAACAUAGAAUUUAUAAAAGAAAAUAUCAUAGAAUAUACGGUGGUAAUAACGCGACGAUACGUCGAUAUCCUGGUGCCCUUGGCCAACUAUUGGCAUUUAUCAUAAGUCGACUAGCUUCCUGUACAAAAAAAAUCGUAUUCACGCCGUCCUAUUUCGUAAUCGACAAUAUCAUUCCAAUGUUUUUCCAAAAAUCAGAGUUACAAAACGCACAAUGUGGUACAUCCUCCAAUUGGAGCUCCUCCGUUCUAGAGUAUACGUCUAGCAUCAAACAAGUUGACACAAUCGUUGAUACUUUUAUCGGCAUCAUGCGACCAGCCGCUGUUCAAUUAAUCGCAGAUAUCACGAUACUUAAACGUUGGCUGCAGGCUCUUGUCCUAAUCAAAAAUUCGCUCGAAUCGAUUGAAUUGACGAAUGCGACUCGUACCACCGAAACCAUCGAUUGCUGGGCUUACGAACUCUACUUUCAUCUCAAAAAUCUUCAAGUGAGUAUACGCAACAAACAAAUGAGGGAGGAAAAGAAAGCAACUCCAAAGGAUUCGAUGGAUCGUAACGGUAUGACACACUUAAAUCUGUGGCAUCGAAUGGUCCAACUUCGUAAUAAUUAUAUUAUCCUCUACGAAACAUUGAAUAACAAUCAAAACAUCUUGAAUCUCGCGUCUAUGGAAGUUUCUUGA
Messenger RNA from Vespa velutina, 1008 nucleotides. RefSeq lists its product as uncharacterized. The transcript has 5 exons. Lineage: Eukaryota; Metazoa; Arthropoda; Insecta; Hymenoptera; Vespidae. The record is from RefSeq and is a predicted model, not a curated record.